ACGUGGGUUAAUAGUUAAAUUGGAACCCAAAAUCUGCAGAAGAGGAUGUCUGAAGCUGACACUACCAAGGGCGACAGGCGGAGCAGCAAGUAUAGCACUUUAGACAUGAAGGAAAGAAGAAGCUGUUUAGAAAAACUUGUUCUGAGGAACAGCCUGGCAAGGGAAACCCUGUCUGAGUUUUUUGGGACAUGCCUGUUAGUAAUUUUCACAUGUUGUAGUAUUGCUACAGCUGUUCUCAACUAUGGAUCUUCUGGAGGAAUCCUGGGUGCUACUGUUGGCUGUUCAUUGGCAGUCACUAUGGCAAUCUACGCAAGUGGAGGAGUGUCAGGAGGCCACGUCAAUCCAGCAGUUUCUUUUGCGAUGAGUAUGACUGGAAAGCUGCCAUGGGUCAAACUUCCUUUCUACAUAACGGCACAAUUCCUGGGAGCUAUCACUGGAUCUGCCGCUGUUUUUGGUGUUUAUUAUGAUGCAUUAAUGGCAUACUCCGGAGGAGUGCUUAGAGUAACUGGGCCAAAUGCUACAGCUCAAAUUUUUGCAACAUAUCCAUCUCCAUAUCUGUCAACAUUGAAUGGACUUGUAGAUCAAAUGAUGUCUACGGCUCUGCUUCUCAUGCUGAUCUUUGCAAUAUUUGACAAAAAGAACAUGCCAGCACCAAAGGGACUAGAGCCAGUUGCUGUUGGGCUCCUCAUUCUAACAUUAGCGCUGUCUCUGGGAUGCAACUGUGGAGCCGCUAUGAACCCAGCCAGAGACUUAGGCCCAAGAAUCUUUACAGCUCUGGCUGGCUGGGGCCCUGAAGUUUUCACUGCUGGUCAUAGCUUUUGGUGGAUCCCUGUGGUCGGUCCAAUGUUAGGAGCUGUUAUCGGGUCCUACAUAUACAUUCUAUGCAUUGACAUUCAUCACAAGAAAGAUCCAGAUCAUGACCUGGAUCCUGAUCACUAUGAAAAACAUGAACUUGCCAACAUGACUGAAAAGCCUAAAAACCGUUGCUGAACUGUGCUCUGACAUCCAUGGGCUACGUGCUUUUGUGUGCAUAGGCCAACUUGCCUUUCUUAUGUGAACAUGGACCUUCUAUGAUUGGUUUAUGAUGAUGUAACUGGGAGCCAUGACUUAACUAAUUACCUACAAAAUUAGAAGUUAAAAAUUAAAACAAAAUUCAAGUUUUUUUUAAAGGUUCUCAUUAGUAUUUUAUUCCUAGCCUUCAAUCUCAGACAUAAAAGUAUCAGUGGAUAAUCAUAAUGCCCCUUAAUUGCUCGGCCAUAAAUUAUCCUUCUUAAUGAAGCACUAAUGGACCAUAGACUGGGUCACAAAGGUAUAUGCAGGUAAUUGGUCUUGUCAUGCAUUAAUGUGUAAUAACUGUGAUCCAUCAUCAAUACCAUUAAAAUUUGCUGUGUGUUAAAAUGAUUUUACUGUCAAAGGCCAAGAACUUCACUUCAGUAAGAUGCUGUUUCCCAUCUAUGAGAAAAUGUAUGAUGCACUGCUAUCAAUUAUUCUGCUAGUGAGGUCAAUUUGUAAAGCCAUAAACAUUCAGUGUCUCACAGCCACUCAAACCCACUGGGCUGGAAAAAAGAGCUUUUAGAAACCUGCAAGAUUUUCUGUAACUUCUCAAAUAUUAUUGCUUCUAGGGUGACCUCUAUACACUGUUCAUUUACCCUCAAUUAUAAAAAAAAAAAUACCAAGGAAAUAAAUGUUAUAUUAUUGUAUAUUUCUAAUUCUAAUUGUUAAAGAACAAUUCCUUGCAUUGUUUUAAAUUCACAAUAAACGUUUUAAACCACAA
Molecule: messenger RNA, 1774 nt
Organism: Hyla sarda
Lineage: Eukaryota; Metazoa; Chordata; Amphibia; Anura; Hylidae
Gene: AQP9
Product: aquaporin 9
Exons: 6
Coding region: 46-990 (314 amino acids)
Biological process (GO): water transport; glycerol transmembrane transport
Cellular component (GO): basolateral plasma membrane; plasma membrane
Molecular function (GO): urea transmembrane transporter activity; glycerol channel activity; water channel activity
Source: RefSeq, a predicted model, not a curated record